Nicotiana attenuata is the source of this 1536-nucleotide messenger RNA. RefSeq lists its product as uncharacterized. NCBI's taxonomy places the organism in Eukaryota, Viridiplantae, Streptophyta, Magnoliopsida, Solanales, Solanaceae. The record is from RefSeq and is a predicted model, not a curated record. The coding region runs from base 1 to 1536 and encodes 511 amino acids. The transcript is spliced from 3 exons.
AUGGCCAAUUUUGGAGAGAGUCUAGUGGGCAUUUCUUCUGAGUGGUACAUGGAUCAGGAUAUAUCUCGUUGGUAUAUUUGGGAUGAUCUGGCUCGGGAUUUUGUCCGGCAAUUUCAGUAUAACGUAGACAUAGCUCCUGACAGGAAUUCUCUGUCGAACCUCAAGAAGAAGUCCUCAGAAAGUUUCCGGGAAUACGCUGUUAAAUGGCACGAACAAGCGGCCAGGGUCAAGCCCCCGAUGGAUGAAACAGAAAUGAAUAUGAUGUCGGUAAUGGGGAAAGCGUUCGCUGAGGCCAUCAAGAUUGGUGAGAUGGUAGAGAACGGUCUAAAAACGGGGUGCAUAUUGAGUCAAUUCGCCAUAAGAGCUACGUCCCAAGCAAUUCAAAGUAGGUCUGGAGGAGUAGCGAACAGAAAGAAAAAGGAAGAAGUGGCAAUGGCGACUUCAGGUCCGAGAAACCCUCGUCCACCCAGACCUUACUUCCCUGCAAGAACCCCACAACAUUAUUAUCCUCAUCAGGAUGUGGCCUAUGCUAUGGCCCCCCAGUCAUACGCAAUAAUGAACGCCCAGCCAUACGCUAGGCCACAACAACAGUUCAACCAAAACCGAUCUCCAUUUCCUAGAUAUCAACCUCCUCGCCAAGUCCAGCAGAACCCAGAGUCGCCUUCUUACCAACCCGGUACUCGAUGUGCCUAUCAUUCUGGGGCAGAAAGACAUGACACUAAAGAUUGUUGGACUCUGAAAAGGGCUGUUGAAAACCUCAUAGAGCAAAAACGGAUAGUGCUGAAGGAUGAGGAAGUUUCUAAUGUGACUAACAACCCAUUACCGGCUCACAACAACGGGCCGGUCUUUGGAAUGAUUUGCGAAGAUAAGGAGUUUGAUCCUGCUUUGAAAGCCAUCAUUCCAAUCACUGACGUUGAGAAGAAACCGAAGGCUGCUGCAAAGCAAGAUAAGGGGAAGAAGAAGAAUGAACCCACCCCUCAAAGUGCAGAAAAGGAAGUAGAAACCAAGACUGGGGCAGUACCCUCAAAAGAUGCCAUUCUUUAUGUUCCCCGGUGUCACAGGAAAGAACAAAUAACAUUGAGCCCUCCUAAGAGGUUCGAGCACAACAAGGGACCCAAGAUGUAUGUACCAAAAGGAACUUAUGUAGCACGGGGACCAGUGAUUCCACCCAAGUUGAGCGAGCCCGUGAUCAUUAGCCGUGCACCGCAAAGGCCUAUGAAAGACCCCACCGCAGUCCCUUGGAGCUACAACAGAACAAUUGUGACCUACAAAGGGAAAGAAAUCGCAGGGGAAGUAAAUGAAACCAACCCAUCCGGGAGGUACCUCAAUCUGGAAGAGGUGAACAAUGCCAAGCAGAAGCGCUUCCCACUAAAGAAGCAUGUUAGUGCUGAGGAGACCGAAGAAUUUUUUCGUAAAAUGAAAACUGCAGACUAUGAGGUUAUAGACCAACUCCGAAAAUCUCCCACAGGUCUCACUCCUGGCUCUAUUGGUGAGCUCAAUCGAGCAUCAGAAGGUGUUGAUAAAAACCCUCAAUGA